GGGGCCAGAAGAGAGGAGUGAUCAACCUGAGAGUUUAAACAAACCAGAGAGCCGGCAGGGCAGAGCAGAGCUCACACACACUUCCACAGACAACACUCACACAGCUGCUGAGCGCUGAGGAAACUCUACUGAGCUCGUACCGGAGAGCCGAGCUGAGACAGAAGACUGAGUGAGACAUCUGUACCUGGAAAGCAGAGUUUAUUGAAGGAGAGGCAGUCCAGGAUAUCCCAGGAAGAAGCUGAAGGAGUGGGGAUAGAACAGACUAGACUUUUGCCCCCCUUGCAAACUUUCACCUCCCAACCCUUGUCCCCCCUCCAGCCAAACCCUCAGCACUCUGACUGAAGCUACACAUUCUCCAGUGACCAGAGGAUCUCUGAGACUGAGAGGCUGUCUCUGUUACCAAUGGAAGCCCCAACCCUGGCUAACAUGGGAGACUUGUGCCACCCCCGGUCUUCCUCUCCAGAGGGGGAAACUGUGUGUGCAGCUCUAGCCCGUUAUGAGAACACUCUCCGGGAUGCCAUCAGGGAGAUCCACGUGGACGUCAGCGCUUUUAAGCUGGGCAUGGAGCGUCGCCUGGAGGAGACAGCCAACCUGAGCGGGCCUCUUGGACGAGCUGUGGCUCAGCUCCAGCAGGAGAACCGGCAGCUCAGGAGUCAGCUGGAGGCUCUCACCCGACAGGUGGAGCUCCUGAGUGGGAUGACGUGUGACAGGAGCACCUUGCUUAACAACAGCCACAAUCACAAUCAGAAUCACAAAAAUCACCUUAGUGACAUUCAGGAGAACCAUCAGGAGAUGAAGGAGGUGAUCUACGGGAAGGGUCAGGCUCACACUCACACUCAGAGCCAGGCUCAACUCCACAUCCAGCCCUGCAGCCUGGGGAGCCAAGCCCAGACCUACAGUGGCCUCAGCAGCCAGUCCAGUCCUGCGUCCCCGCCUGCAACCCUCUCAUCCUCCCCCGGCUCCAGCAGUCCCCCUGUGGGCUCCAGAGUUUCCUCCAUGGUGACCGGCCCAGUGUCAAGCAGCAGCCCAUCCACCACCCGCUUCUCCAGCCGAGCCACGUUUGCUGUGUCCAGCAAGACUAAUAGUAUUGAGCGAGAGGAGCCAAUAGAGGUGGACCCCGCCCCAACACACGCUGGAUUGGAGAAUGGACACGCUACAGAACAUUCAGCGCUGGUACACGGAAAGAUCUCUCCAUCCAGUGACUUUCUGCAUGAGCACACGGCUCCUGUCGCCAUGAGGAUGCCGCACCUCCCCAUCACCGCUACAACCAAGACGGCAGAAGUUAAGGGCCCCGACUCUCCCAGCAGCCCUGUUGGUUCUCGGUCCUCUCUGGUCAAUGAGGUCUCACCUACCGGCCAAUCAGCUGCCAGCACCAAAGAGACCCAACCAACAGAGGAGCCUCCAAUUCAACCAGUAUCUUCUACAUGGACCCCUACACCUAUCAGAGCUCUGGGAUCUCCCCGCCUUCAAGAGAAGGCAAAUUCAGCCCCCACUAAGUCUGUGACCUAUUCGGGGCUGCUGCAGCAGGACAGAGAUGGCGAUGUCAGCAGCGACAGAUCCUUCGGGCAGGUGGGAGAAAGGAGGAGGGAGCUGGUGAGGUCACAGACUCUGCCACGUAACAUCGGCGCUCAGGCUCGUCGCUCUAUCUUUGAAAGACUGGACUCUGAAGCCAGCAACAGUCGCCCCAAGCCAGUGGACUCUAAACCAAAACUCAAGCGGUCCCAGAGUUUUGGGGUGUCCAGUGCCAGCAGCAUCAAGCAGAUCCUUCUUGAGUGGUGCCGCUCCAAGACCAUAGGCUACCAGAACAUUGAGAUCCAGAACUUCUCGUCCAGCUGGAGUGACGGGAUGGCUUUCUGCGCUCUGGUCCACUCCUUCUUCCCCACUGAGUUUGACUACAAUUCUCUUUCCCCUGCCAAUCGCAAACACAACUUCGAGCUGGCCUUUGGGACUGCAGAAGUGAAGGCAGGCUGCGACCGGCUGAUCGAGGUGGAGGACAUGAUGAUCAUGGGUCGUAAACCGGACCCCAUGUGCGUCUUCACCUACGUCCAGUCCCUCUACAACCACCUGCGCAAGUUUGAGUGAAGCUCAAAAGCAGAGGGUCCGAUUUGAUGCACAGCCCUCCUUUAAGACUCAUCCUACUUCAACCUCUUCUUCUUUCUCUGUACCCAACUUGGAGCUGAGGGGAGAUCCAGAGCUGGCAGGGGAGCGCUUUGAAAAGACUACACUGCCCCCUGGUGGUGGUUUAGUGAGCAUUGCUCCACAGGCUGCAGGAAGAGUGCUCACAGAUGCACAGUGGACUCAUAGGGAGGGUGCUGCGAUGUUAUCUGUAAUGAAGAAGAUGAAUCUACACACAAAUGUCAGGGUUGGUCUGUCAGCAGUAUUUUCUGUGUGUGUAUGUGUGUGUGUGUAGUUGAGUGCAACUAUUGCUGUGUUGUAUAAAUUGUUAUUAUCAUCACGUGUGUUUGAAAGUGAGUAUCCACAUUAAUCUUUGAUAUUGCACCAAUGUAGAAGAUGUAUGCUUUACAAAUGUCACUGAAUAACUGAACUGUAGGCGAGUGUUUGUGAGGAAGCAGAGCACACUGUGGGGCAGAAUAUCUAACAAAAUAUUUGUGAAAUGGAGCCGAUUGCUGAUUGAUAUUUACGUCCGCACAUGCUGUGAUAUUGUGCUGUUGAGAUGAUGUUGAGAUAUGGAAAAUGAAAUCAAUAAAUUGUACUGUUUGACACCUAAA
This is a messenger RNA of Dicentrarchus labrax (European seabass), 2729 nucleotides long. It is a transcript of the gene smtnl2, whose product is annotated as smoothelin, like. NCBI's taxonomy places the organism in Eukaryota, Metazoa, Chordata, Actinopteri, Moronidae. Gene Ontology annotation, molecular function: protein binding. The transcript is spliced from 10 exons. Bases 403 to 2082 code for a protein of 559 amino acids. The record is from RefSeq and is a predicted model, not a curated record. Gene Ontology annotation, biological process: actin cytoskeleton organization. Gene Ontology annotation, cellular component: microtubule organizing center; filamentous actin.